UUUAUCUGUCCGUGUAUGUUUUAAACCCUGUUUUAACUUGAACAUAAAAAUUGUUUUUCAAGUCAUUAUUUUAAUACACCUUUUAACGAAGUUUUUUUUAUUAUUUUAUUAAAAAACAAGUUUCUUACUAAUUAGAAAAAAACUGCAAAAGUUUCUUGAUAGUGUAACCCUGAUUGUAAAGCAUCAGAUUCUUGUCUGGAAUCUUACUACGGACAUACAUAUUUUCAAGAUCAUCGGACACUUCUAGAAGCACCAAUUCAUAUUAUGAAAUAUCUUCCAAGUUCACAACUUAUCCGGACAUUAGUACUUGGAGCAGAUCGUUCCUCCUGAACAAGACCAAUAUCGGCAUGGCCGUUUCUGUGAAAAUUAAAUCCAGGUCCUUUGGAAGUUCUAGAGAUUUCUCAAUUUACGAUUUCGCGCACUCAGGGCAGUUGAAAGGCCGUCGGCCAAAAGCCAACGUUCUUGCCGUCGAUGCUUGCGAAGCUGAUGACGCAAUGGAUGACGAAAUGGUCCCAGUCCAAGGGAAUCAGAAUGGGAAACAAUUGGUACCCAGUGUCCAGGACGAAGGCGUCUAUUCGGACUACACAAUCGAUAUAUGGUUUAUUAUAUCGGAGUUCGUUCGACCGGAAGAUGUUGGUCGCUUUGCGUUAAUCUGUCGGAAAACAGCAGAGGUGGUUCAGUCAGCCAAAUUUUGGCACCAUAUCUAUCGAAGGCACUACGAUCGUACUGUAGAUCUCCCGCGGAGGCUUCAACCGGAUUUUAUGCUGAUGCUGAAAGGCCUUCGCGCACGCACCAUCCGAUCUCUGUAUUACUGUUAUGAACCAUUUACGCAUCGGAUCGCUGCUACCGCUUUUACCGACCCCCACCGAGUAACAGGUCGUCUGCUCAUAUUUUCUUGGUAUACAAAGUGUAAAGCAACUUGGAACUAUUAUUUCAAGCUGAAAACCAAAUUAAUCCCAGGCAGUAGAGCGGACCAGUCCGCUCGAAUGCAGAAACAAAAAGAUUCCUUGCAGUAUUUGCAAGACACGUAUGCAAAUGCAGAAGAAGGCUGUCAGAUAUUGAUAAUUACGACGCAGACCAUGCAUCUGUUGCCGCAGUACCAUGAACAGUUGACCGUAAAAUCUUUUACGCAAACGUUGGCCCAAGGUUUCACAAACUACAAGGUGCGACUGCAGAUGGCCAACUAUUGCCAGCGAGUGGUGGACGAGAUAUUGUUCGUGCCCGUUCGGAAGGUUCGAGUGCUGGACUGGUGGAAUCCGGAGUACUAUCAAGUGGAUCCUACGAUCGAAAAGGAAGUGGAUGAUGAGUCAGAACCUCAUCAAGAUAUGGAAUACGAUGCGGAUAAUGUAUAUUGGGAUGACUAGA
Messenger RNA from Armigeres subalbatus, 1365 nucleotides. Its product is annotated as transmembrane protein 183-like. Gene Ontology annotation, biological process: regulation of protein stability. The record is from RefSeq and is a predicted model, not a curated record. NCBI's taxonomy places the organism in Eukaryota, Metazoa, Arthropoda, Insecta, Diptera, Culicidae. Bases 348 to 1364 code for a protein of 338 amino acids. Gene Ontology annotation, cellular component: SCF ubiquitin ligase complex. The transcript has 2 exons. Gene Ontology annotation, molecular function: protein binding.